AAGGAAAGUUUCGGGUCGGGCACGGGCACACUUCAUACUCAUAGCUUCUCCCCCAAGUUGCUUGGAAAAGUCUACCCUUUGACGCCACACACACACAACAUAGUAGCCGCCACCUUCUCCAACCCUUAUGCUUCCGCAACAACACUGAACCAUGCAGAAUAUGUUACGAGCAAAGCAGAUUGGUGCCCUUUCUAGCAGUGCUAGGAGUCUUUUCCUUAGUGGUUCGAGAUGUAAUGCAGCAGAUGGUAAUUCCUGCACUUGUGCUGAGGAUGAAACGUGUGUGUCAAGAAGUCAGCAGAAGAAAAAGGACGAUUUGCUCGCACAGAAGCCGUCGUCUUUAGUAUCCAAAACUGCAUCACAAGUAGAAGGAUCCUUGGUUUUAGGAAGGGCUUCAAAUGGGCCUGCUUCUCUCAAGGUUGAGAGUGUUGAUCAAUCUGGUCAUGUACAACAAGUUAGGUCUAGUUCAGUUACCCCGAGUAGAUCAGAAACUGUAACAUAUGGUUUUGUUGUUGAUGGUGUUCAGAACCAUGUUGCACACACUUCUAUUAAUGCUGACCAGUUUUAUAGGGCCGGUAUUGCCGCUGUCAAUUUUCUUUCUGAUAUUGUUAGUUAUAAGUUUCCUUUAUCGGAUGGGAUGGGAAUACUGAGCUACUCUAAAAAUUGUAUGGUUGAUCCGACCAGAACCUUACCCAACAUCAGAUCUUCCAAUGUGAAACAAAUUAGAAAGGAGAAUUUUACUAGUGUUCAUCCCAAACCACCACCUGUUUCUACUCAUCCAGGGCCAUCCAAUCGUACAAGUAGUCAUCAUGGUGCAAAGGGGAAAGGUGAUAAAUCCAAUUUAGCUAAGGGCUUUAAGCAAGUGGCUUCUUCGGGGACAGAGAAGGCAGGGGCAGCUUCAAAUGUUCCUUUGAAUAAUCAUGACCGCAAGGUUGUGCCACAGAGAACAGGCACUCAUUCAAACCGUUUUGUGACAAAUUUUGGCUCUAACAUGCAAACUUCAAAUCCACAGAUGUUAGGAUCGUUCAAGGGAAGUUUCAAUAAACAACACCCCAGGGAUCCAAAAAUGCCAGCAGGAAUUGCUCCAACGAACAGGCAUUUUGGAAACUCAGGGCGAGUUGUGGAAGUGGUUAGAGAUAUACUGCAUCAUUUAAAAUGGGGUCCUGCUACGGAGAAGGCUCUUCAUAACCUGAAUCUUUCAAUAGAUGCAUAUCAAGCUAAUCAGAUCCUAAAGCAACUGCAAGACCAUUCAGUUGCUCUAAGCUUCUUUUACUGGCUAAAGCGUCAACCAGGAUUCUGGCAUGAUGGGCAUACUUACACCACUAUGGUUGGUAUACUUGGUCGUGCAAGAGAGUUUGGUGCAAUAAACAAAUUGCUGGAGCAGAUGGUCAAGGAUGGAUGCAAGCCUAAUGUUGUAACUUACAAUCGUCUGAUUCACAGUUAUGGCCGUGCAAACUACCUAAAGGAAGCGCUGAAAGUGUUCACUCAAAUGCAAGAGAUGGGAUGUGAGCCUGAUCGCGUUACUUACUGCACACUCAUUGAUAUCCAUGCAAAAGCUGGAUUUCUUGAUGUGGCCAUGUCCAUGUAUGAGAAAAUGCAAGAAGUUGGCCUAUCUCCUGACACAUUUACUUACAGUGUCAUGAUCAACUGCCUUGGAAAAUCUGGUAAUUUACCUGCUGCCCAUAAGCUAUUUUGUGAGAUGGUUGAGCAGGGUUGUGUUCCAAAUAUUGUCACCUACAAUAUCCUGAUAGCUUUGCAAGCCAAAGCAAGGAACUAUCAGACAGCAUUAAAACUAUACCGUGAUAUGCAGAAUGCAGGAUUUAAACCUGACAAAGUUACAUAUAGCAUUGUUAUGGAGGUGCUUGGCCACUGUGGCUAUCUUGAGGAAGCAGAAGCAGUUUUUGUUGAGAUGAAACAGAACAACUGGGUUCCGGAUGAACCUGUUUAUGGUCUUCUGGUAGACUUAUGGGGAAAGGCUGGUAAUGUUGAGAAGGCUUGGGAAUGGUAUCAUGCAAUGCUGAGGGCAGGUUUGCUUCCAAAUGUACCAACUUGCAAUUCCCUUCUCAGUGCAUUCCUCAGGGUUCAUCGAUUGCCAGAUGCAUACAAUCUUCUUCGAAGCAUGGUGGCUCUUGGCCUAAGCCCUUCUUUGCAGACUUAUACUUUACUUCUCAGUUGUUGUACAGAGGCACAAUCACCAUAUGAUAUGGGAUUUUGUCGCGAACUUAUGGCAGUAACUGGCCAUCCAGCCCAUGCAUUUUUACAGUCCAUGCCAGCAGCAGGACCUGAUGGUCAAAAUGUGCGGGAUCAUGUAAGCAAAUUCUUGGACCUGAUGCAUUCGGAGGAUAGAGAGGGUAAAAGAGGGCUUGUAGAUGCAGUGGUGGAUUUUCUUCACAAAUCAGGGCUUAAGGAGGAGGCUGGUUCAGUUUGGGAGGUGGCCGCACAAAGAAAUGUGUAUCCAGAUGCUGUGAAGGAGAAAAGUUCUUGUUAUUGGCUUAUAAAUCUUCAUGUGAUGUCUGAUGGAACUGCUGUAACAGCAUUGUCAAGGACACUUGCUGGGUUUCGCAAACAAAUGCUGACAUCUGGUGUUGGCCCUAACAGGAUAGAUAUUGUAACUGGAUGGGGUCGCAGGAGUAGGGUGACAGGUUCUUCUCUCGUGAGACAGGCAGUGCAUGAACUGCUUCAUAUGUUUAGUUUCCCAUUUUUCACAGAAAAUGGCAAUUCCGGUUGUUUUGUUGGAUGUGGGGAGCCUCUUAGUCAAUGGUUGCUCCACUCUUACGUGGAACGAAUGCAUUUACUGUAGUUUCUUAUUGUAGAAUCGUUUCCCCUUCAGCUUAGACACAAUUUUGCUGCGGGAAAUGUGCUCCGAGUGGCACUUUUAUUCUCAAUGCUGACAUUGUAUGUAAUAUUAGCUUGUCAGCGCUAAGUUAUCCAACUUGUUAUCUUCAAAGCUUUUUAUUAUGGGAAUCAUAGACUGAAUGCUUGAUGAUGGUACUCUUCUCUCCAUUUGUGUUUUUCAUUCUGUUUUUUUUGCUUUUUGCAGAGUAUAGGAUUUUAACUUUUAACGGUUAAAAUCCGUGUUUUACCUUGAUCCACUCGCAGCAUUUUCAAAUUAUUAGGAACCUUAACAUGUAUUUAUUUUUUCAGUUGUUCCUUCCAAUUUUAUUUGAUCUGUAAUGCGCAACGUGCCAGUAUUGGUGACUUUCC
This is a messenger RNA of Abrus precatorius (Indian licorice), 3201 nucleotides long. RefSeq names its product pentatricopeptide repeat-containing protein At1g74750. The transcript is spliced from 2 exons. Bases 152 to 2797 code for a protein of 881 amino acids. Lineage: Eukaryota; Viridiplantae; Streptophyta; Magnoliopsida; Fabales; Fabaceae. The record is from RefSeq and is a predicted model, not a curated record. Gene Ontology annotation, molecular function: protein binding.